AUGAUGGACUCCAAUAAGAUGACCAUCAACGUGGUCCUCUUUGGCAUGACUCAAAGUGGAAAAAGUUCUGCUGGGAACAUUCUUCUGGGAAGCACUGACUUCCACAGUAGCUUUGCUCCAUGUUCUGUGACCACAGAUUGCAGUCUGGGCCGCAGCUGUCACUUCCACAGCUUCAUGCGUCGAGGCGGGCAAGAGGUAACCCUGCAGGUCCAGGUGCUGGACACUCCAGGUUAUCCGCACAGCAGGCUGAGCAAGAAGCAUGUGAAGCAGGAGGUCAGGGAGGCCCUGGCACAUCACUUCGGGCAAGAGGGUCUGCACCUUGCACUGCUGGUCCAGAGGGUGGAUGUGCCUCUAUGUGAACAGGAAGAAUCUUCCCCAGUGCAGAUGAUCCAGGAACUUCUGGGACAUGCUUGGAAGAAUUACACUGCCAUUCUUUUCACCCAUGCAGAAAAAAUCGAAGAGGCUGGGUUCAAUGAAGAUGAAUACUUACAUGAGGCCUCUGAUACACUGCUAACCCUACUAAAUUCUAUUCAGCGCAGAUAUAUUUUCCAGUAUAAAAAAGGAAGCUCGCUUAAUGAACAAAGACUAAAAAUCUUAGAAAGGAUCAUAGAAUUUAUAAAAGAAAAUUGUUACCAAGUUCUUACCUUUAAAUGA
This is a messenger RNA of Eubalaena glacialis (North Atlantic right whale), 654 nucleotides long. It is a transcript of the gene GIMD1, whose product is annotated as GIMAP family P-loop NTPase domain containing 1. Gene Ontology annotation, molecular function: GTP binding. The transcript is spliced from 2 exons. The record is from RefSeq and is a predicted model, not a curated record. NCBI's taxonomy places the organism in Eukaryota, Metazoa, Chordata, Mammalia, Artiodactyla, Balaenidae. Bases 1 to 654 code for a protein of 217 amino acids.